AUGGCACAGCUAGCUACCUUCAAGCCCCCAACGGUUCAGAAUGAGCCAAACAAACACUACGCCAAAGGCUCUCCGGACAGAGAGCAGCUUGCCAGCGCUCUGGAGGCUUUCAAGAAGAAAGCUCCUCUUGAGGUUCCUGUCAUGAUAGGAGGGAAAGCCAUCACCACCUCUCAGACACAGACGCAGCAGAACCCAUCUGACCACGCCGUCAGCGUUGCCAAAUACCACACUGCUACCGAUGAAGAUAUCAAAGCGGCUAUCGACAAUGCUCUGGAGGCCAAGAAGAAGUGGGAGGCCAUGCCUUUCUCGGACAGAGCUUCUAUCUUCCUGAAGGCUGCUGACCUAGUCGGCACCAAGUACCGAUAUGAGAUGAUGGCUACUACCAUGCUGGGCCAGGGCAAGAACGCCUGGCAGGCAGAGAUUGAUGCUGCUGCUGAGCUGUGUGACUUUUUACGGUUCAACGUUCACUAUGCAUCCGAACUCUAUGCUCAACAGCCAGUCCAUAACGCCCCCGGAGUCUGGAACCGCGUGGAAUACCGGCCUCUCGAAGGCUUUGUCUACGCUAUUUCCCCAUUCAACUUCAGUGCUAUCGGAGGCAACCUUCCUGCCGCCCCAGCCCUCAUGGGCAACGUUGUGCUAUGGAAGCCAUCCCCCUUCGCCAUUGCAUCCAACUACCUCAUCUACAACAUCCUCGCUGAAGCUGGCCUCCCUGCAGGCGUCAUCCAAUUCGUCCCCGGCGAUGCAGAGAGAAUCACCAGCCUGGUCCUAGAGAACAAGCACUUCUCCUCCCUACACUUCACCGGCAGCACAGCCGUCUUCCGCUCUCUCUACGGCAAAAUCGCCCAGGGCGUAGCAGACGGUAAAUACCGCAGCUAUCCUCGCAUCGUAGGUGAGACAGGAGGAAAGAACUUCCACCUUCUUCACCCCAGCGCAGACACGGAUAACGCUGCUAUCCACACUGUUCGCGGAGCAUUUGAAUUCCAGGGCCAAAAGUGCAGUGCCUGUUCACGAGCUUAUGUCCCACAAUCAAAAUGGGAUGCAUUCCGAACCAAGCUCGUUGAAGAGACUGAGAAACUAAAGAUCGGACCCCCCGAGGACUUCACCAACUUCAUCGGUCCCGUUAUUCACGAAGCUUCAUUCAAGAAGCUGGCUAAGGUCAUUGAUGAUGCCAAGAAUGAUAAGGAGCUCACCCUUCUUGCUGGAGGCAAAUAUGACUGCUCGAAGGGAUACUUCAUUCAUCCUACCAUUUACUCCACAACAAACCCAGAACAUCCCCUUCUCAACACCGAGCUCUUCGGACCAGUGCUGGUUAUCCUAGUGUACCCAGAUGAAGCAGCUGAUGCAUUUGAGAAGAUCUGUGAAACCAUUGAUAACACCGGUGCGUAUGGCUUGACUGGUGCUGUGUUCUCGCAGGACCGUCAGGCUGUCACUUACGCUGAGAAUGCACUCAGAGGCACUGCUGGAAACUUCUACAUCAACUGCAAGUGUACUGGUGCUGUUGUUGGGCAACAACCGUUUGGAGGUGCAAGAGCGUCUGGAACGAAUGAUAAGGCUGGCAGCGCGGCUUUGAUGGGCAGGUUUGUGAGUAUGAGGUCUAUCAAGGAGGAGUUCGUUCCGGUGGAGAGCGUACUGUAUCCUAGUAACGAGUAG
Nannizzia gypsea CBS 118893 is the source of this 1650-nucleotide messenger RNA. RefSeq names its product delta-1-pyrroline-5-carboxylate dehydrogenase. Gene Ontology annotation, molecular function: L-glutamate gamma-semialdehyde dehydrogenase (NAD+) activity. The transcript has 4 exons. Lineage: Eukaryota; Fungi; Ascomycota; Eurotiomycetes; Onygenales; Arthrodermataceae. The record is from RefSeq and is a predicted model, not a curated record. Gene Ontology annotation, cellular component: mitochondrial matrix. Bases 1 to 1650 code for a protein of 549 amino acids.